AUAAAUUUUUCAGUGGCCAUUCGGUCCGUAUAACAAGGAGGGCUGUGUGCGCAAGGACAUAUAGAAAGGUACAGCCCCAGCCCGAUUAAUUCAUCCUGGAAGGGCAAUCGCACGUAUGAUUAUGGCGCUUAUUACCAAAGUGCGCGCGCACGAUUUGUUGCUAUGCUGUUGCGCGCGCACGAUCUGUGCGUAGCAACAGCAUAGCAACAGGUGGUCAGAGAAAUAUGGAAGGGCUGCAUAGCAACAGGGGGUGGCUGAUUUCGCGAGCUUUAACCGCAAAAUAAAGCGUCAUCUUGUUGAUGGACUGUCAGAAAAGAGAGCAAAAGCAAUGACAAGUGUUAUGAUGAAUGGAGAAUUCAUGAAGCAUGUUAGUUUAUGCUGGCCUUAGGAGGAAGAAUCGGUCAUUGUCUUGGGCUGGAGUGUCCGCCUGGAUGGACUCAACGCGACCAGUCCUGUUAUCUGUUUGACUCGACGUCUCGGCACGAAAAAUCGGAGGCCGAAACCAUGUGCCGGCAGCUCGACGGUUACUUGGUAGUGCCGAACUCAGCCGAAGAAAACCAGUUUAUUCACUACCUGUUCAUGAAUGUGACUACUCACCCGCAGCUCUGGCUCGGGUUCGAAAUCAGGAAAGACCCAGAGAACGGCACCGCUGCUUGUCCUGACACUGCAGAAAAUGGGGAGAAGCUGAGCUACUGCCACGUGUACACCGAAGGGAACCCGGCGGAGCAGGAAGGGUGUGGGGUGAUGUCCCGGUCAACUGGUCGGUGGAGAGGCUCGGGCUGCGGUCACGCCAAGUUCACCAUGUGCGAGCGCCGGGCCGCCGCGGCGGAACGAUGCCGUCCCUUCACCUUGUGCCACACCCUGAGCUCAGCAGGCGGCGGAUGCCACCUCCUGCCGCCGGACCACACCUUGACCCAGAUGGAGGGGAGACACCCGGUACAAUGCUGUGUUGCCUGCCUUGUCGAUCCCAACUGCCGCUCCUUCAACCUGCUGGGGAACGCCACUUGCGUGUUGAAUGCCGCCACAGUCUCGCAAGUCAACACGUUGGCACUCCAGCCUUAUCAGGAGAGUUGCACGUACUAUGAACCGAUGAUCUAGACACUGAGCACUAAGUGAUCUGUGAUGAUGAAGGUUAGCUGUAAAUAGUCCAGAAAAUAUUUGAGGUCAAGAAGUUGGCUACCUUCAGGUAUACAGUGUCCGAUACGGCCGUCUCACCAUGAGUGCCCCACCAAGAGUUUACAACGCGUUGGCCAACCACAAUGCGCGAAAUUUGUCGACCCAAUG
Molecule: messenger RNA, 1284 nt
Organism: Acanthaster planci (crown-of-thorns starfish)
Lineage: Eukaryota; Metazoa; Echinodermata; Asteroidea; Valvatida; Acanthasteridae
Product: CD209 antigen-like
Source: RefSeq, a predicted model, not a curated record